Messenger RNA from Empidonax traillii (willow flycatcher), 2693 nucleotides. It is a transcript of the gene INCENP, whose product is annotated as inner centromere protein. Gene Ontology annotation, cellular component: nucleus; meiotic spindle midzone; midbody. Bases 29 to 2578 code for a protein of 849 amino acids. Gene Ontology annotation, molecular function: protein serine/threonine kinase activator activity. NCBI's taxonomy places the organism in Eukaryota, Metazoa, Chordata, Aves, Passeriformes, Tyrannidae. Gene Ontology annotation, biological process: metaphase chromosome alignment; mitotic cytokinesis; positive regulation of protein serine/threonine kinase activity. The transcript is spliced from 17 exons. The record is from RefSeq and is a predicted model, not a curated record.
CCCGCGCGCGGCCGUUGGCUCUGAGGUGAUGGCGGCCAUGGCGGCGGCGGCGCGCUCCCUGCAGCAGCUGCCCGCUGAGUGCGGGCGGCGCCUGGCCGGCUUCCUCCGCCAGGUGGACAGCACCGACCUGGUAUGGCUGGAGGAGAUCUGCGAGGAAGCGUUCAGGAUGUUUGUUAGCGACUACAGAGAGGAGCUCGAGCUGAUGCCCAAGACGCCGUCGCAGAAGAACCGGCAGCGGAGGAAGCGGCCGUCGGUCCUGCCGGAGGAGAGGCAGGAGACGGCCAGGAAGCGGUUAUCCAGGAGGAGGAAGAGCAGCUUCAAACCAUUGCCUCCUGUGCAAUGUUCUCAACGACUCCGGAACAAAGAAAACCCGGAGCUCAGCAGAGCCGAGGCCAAAGGAAACUCUUCCCCUCAGCGCAUGACAAGAUCCCAGGCCGCAGCCUCUGCCAGGGGCUCUAAGGUGGUCUUUGAGACCCCUCCUGCGCUGCAGACGGUGGGGCAGGACCCCUGGGUGGAAGCUGAUCAGGCUGGCACUGCGGUGCCCCUUCAGAGGAGCACGGCAAAGCUGCUGCCCACGAGCCCAGGGGAUGGCUCUCCUGAGGAACGCGGCGUUCCCGAAUCGCUGGUGGUUCCCUCCACUCCCGAGGCCAGUGAGGCUGUGUUUGAGCUCCAACCAGUAAGGGCAGUCAAUGUCACCAUCAACCUGAGCACAAGGGUUGGGCAGGAGGAGGGGGAUGGCCCCACUCAGGAACAUGACCGGGCUAAGGAGCCCUCCCAGCUCCAGAGGGACAACCCAGGAACUCCAACGGGCUCCCGGAGGAGCCGCCGCUCCGUGCGCCGGAGCCUGAUGGGGAAAACCUCCCUGAGCCACAGAACCUCCCUGGCAGAGAAAUAUUCCCUGGCCAGCAAGAGGGAGAGUAUGGUCCAGAAAUCUGUCACCAGGGCAGCAAGCAAGAGGAAGACAGCUCUGCAGACAUCCCUGUCCUCCAGCUCUGUGGAGGCCUCCAGUUCUGCAGAUAUUCCAGAGGAGGAAGAAACUGUUGUCAAAGCUAGGCCUCCUCCUGGACCCUGCACCCCCUCCAAGGAUUCCCAAAGCCCACAGAUGUCCCUUUGCUCCCGCACCAUCAGCAAACACGGGCAGCCACAGGAGCCAAGCAGCAGUGAAAAGAAAUUGAAUAAGAGUGGGGAGACUCUGGAUCCACCACAGAGUGCCAGGAGGAAGCCGAGCUACAAGAGAGCCGUGGAUGAGCGCUAUGACUACCAGCAGGCAGAGGAGGGAGGGCUGUCUCCUCCCAGGAAGAAGACCCUAUCUCCUGUCUUCCCAGCCAGCAAGGUCGUGCGCCCGUUCAAAACGUUCCUUCACACUGUGCAGAAAAACCAGCUCCUCAUGACACCCAGCUCUGUGGGGAGGAAUGGAGUCAUCAAAUCCUUCAUCAGGUAUAACACCCCUCUCCAGGCUGAUCCCAAGGAAAAGGAGAGGCAGAAGCUGGAGACUCUGCGGAAGAAGCAAGAAGCUGAGCAGCUGAGAAGGCAAAGACUGGAGGAGGAGAAGAAACGGCGACUCGAGGAGGCAAAGCUGAAGCGCGAGGAGCGGCUGCGCAAGGUGCUGCAGGCCCGGGAGCGGGUGGAGGAGAUGGAGAAGGCGAGGAAGAGGAAGAUCGAGCAGAAGAUAGCACUGUUCGACGAGAAGACUGAGAAGGUGAAGGAAGAAAGGCUGGCAGAGGAGAAGAUCAAGAAGAGAGUGGCUGCCAGGAAGAUGGAGGAGGCGGAGGCCCGGCGCAGGCAAGAGGAGGAGGCCAGGAGACAAAAAGCUCUGCAGCAGGAGGAGGAGGAGGAACGACGGCACAGGGAGCUGAUGCAGAAGAGGAAGGAAGAGGAGCAGGAGCGUGCCCGGAAGAUCGCUGAGCAGAGGCAGGCAGAGCAGGAGCGGGAGAGACAGCUGGCUGCAGAGAGAGAGCUGGAGAGGAAGAGGGAGCAGGAGCGGAUCCAGGCAGAAAAGCUCCGGGAACAGCAGGAGAGGGCCGCCCGCCAGCAGAAGGAAGUGCAGGCAGCUAAGGAGCGGCUCCGCAAGGAGAUGGAGAAGAAAGAGCGGGAGCAGCAGAUGCUGGCAGAGAGGAAGAGGCAGGAGGAAGAGCAGAAGAAACUGUCAGAGGAACAAAAGGGCAAAGACAAUGCCCGAGCGCCACUCCUGGAGAAUAAGGAGAAUUCCCCUGUCUGCAAUUCAUACCAGAUGACUCCACAGAGCAGGAAAGAACCCAAGCCCCCCAUCACAAGCUCAAACGAUUAUGGGAUGGAUCUGAACAGCGACGACUCAACGGAUGAUGAGAGCGAGCCGCGCAAGCCUGUCCCUGCCUGGGCCACAGGGAAUCAGCUCAGCCAGGCUGUGAUCCGACAGUACUACAACCCCCCUGAUGUGGAUGCGCUGUUUGGGGCCAUCGCCAGCCCCAAGCUGGAGGACAUCUUCUACAAGAGCAAGCCCCGCUACUUCAAGCGCACCAGCUCGGCCGUGUGGCACUCACCGCCCACCGUGGGGGCCAAGCCGGGCCUUGGGCUGCCCUGUGGCCUCAAGAAACCCUGAGGUGAGUGCAGGUGUGCAGCAGGUAUGAUUUCCUGUCUUCAGGUGAGGAAGGAGUCACUCUUCACUUGAAAUAUUUAGGUUUUAGUGUGUAAUAAAUGGCAACUCUUCUCGGGUU